UGUCGCCCCGCACCCGCGCACGAUAAUCAUCGCCGGCAAGUUCGAAUUCGCGCCGUUCUAGAAAACGUUUCUUCUACUUUGUUUAUAAGUAUCGAUGAUCAUCUUUUCGUCAAGUUUUUUUUUAUCGAAAAUUCAUUGCCCUUUUAAUUCCAAGAUACAAAAUUAUUAGUGUACCUAAAUUUACAAGUUUAUUUGACCCUCUGUACGAAAUACAAUGGCAAAUUAUAUCUAUGCGCAAAAUCGUAUGUCGCGACGUGCAAAAACGGUGUGGCAGCACCGUCUUCAUCUGCCCGUCGACCCGUUCCGCGAGUAAAUUGCGACUCGCCAGUCGCGAGAACUGUCGAGAGAAUCUUCGCAUAUAUAAAAGUGUACCUAUCUUAUACCUAUACUGCUGCCACUUACGGCUUACGUGUGUUUUUGCAAGCCUUUGUUUACCUCGGCCACUCCGGCCUGCGUUGUACAUACAUUGUGAUAAGCCGUACGUGCCUAUCAGGGAGCUAAGAUUCCAAUAUGUCACUGCCAAUAAGCAGCGAGCUACUAACACAAUUCAAAGUUUUCAUUGAGUUGUGUAAUAAGCAGCCGUCGAUCAUAAACCAUCCAGACUUGGCCUUCUUCAAGAACUUUGUAGAGAGAUUGGGAGGUAAAGUUCCAAAAGCAGAAAAAGAUGAUGAGGAUACUCGUGAAUCCUUUGAUAAGGAAGCUAAGGCUGAACCAGAACCAGAACCAGAGCCAGAGCCAGAAAGCGAAGAGAGCGAGGUGGAACUGGACAUGACUGGGGUCAUAGAACCAGAUAAUGAUCCUCCGCAACCUAUGGGUGACUCUGAUCUGCAGCCAACCGAAGAGCAGAUCGAGGAAUCUCAUGAAAAACGUUCACAAGCUGUAUCUGCAUUUGUUGAGAAGGAUUAUGAAAAAGCUAUCAAAUUGUACACGGAAGCAAUUGAACUCAAUCCACAGGCCUCUCUUUUAUAUGCUAAGCGUGGACAAGUAUAUUUGUUACUCAACAAGCCAAAUGCCUGUAUUCGUGACUGCAACCGAGCUCUUGAACUGAAUCCAGACAGCGCUGCUGCACACAAAUUUCGUGGAAGAGCUAAUCAACUGCUUGGUAAAUUUGAGGAGGCAACAAAUGAUCUCAGGAAGGCUUGCAAAUUUGACUUUGAUGAGCAGGCUGACGAGUGGCUGAGAGAAGUUACUCCUAAUGCGCGCAAGAUCGAGGAGCACAAGCGCAAGAGGGAACGCAAGCAGAUGGAGCGCCAGGAACGCGAGAAGUUGGAGCGACUGAGAAAGAUACGCGAAGCUCAGGCCAAGGCACGCGAACAGCAGCAGCAGCAGCAGGCAAGUAGCCCGGCUGAUGGGGAAGCUCCAGGUGCUGGCGUCGGAGGCCCCGGUGGUAUGCCGCAGUUUGCUCAGUUCCUUAACGAUCCCGAAGUACUACAAGCCUUCCAGGACCCAGAAGUUGCCGAGGCAUUCAAGGAUAUCUCGGCAAACCCGAGUAACAUCUUCAAGUACCAGUCCAACCCGAAAGUCAUGGCACUCAUAAAUUCGGUAUUCUCCAAGAACAUGGGCCCGCGCGGAUAAAUUUAUCGAGUUUUGAUCAGAAUUUCCGUACUGCUGAUCUAAUUAUUUGAUAUUAAAGAAAACUCUAUAAAAAUCGUAUAUAUUUAUCAAGCUUUGUAUAAGAGUUACGUUGCACGUUUGAAUUAAUGCAUUACUAGCGUAGAUAUUUUCUCUUUGAAUAGUUAUUGUUAGUUUGAAUAGGAUAAGUUUUAUAGAUUUUGCAUCUUCAUUGCGCAAUAAAUUUUUUCGUUGGAUAAAAGCAUUCAGAUUCAUUUAUAGAUAACAAGUCAUAAUACAGAAUAAAAAAAUAAAUAAGAAGUUUAUAAUAAAAAUACAAGGACGCGAAACAGAACGUAAUAUGCAUUUUCAAGUUUUCUCUUUAUGAAACAUAGUCUGUUCCCAACAGAAGUAAUCCAGAUUUUUAUGAAUGAAGUAACAGUAAAUUUGUUAAUGUUGAUUUAAUAAUAACUGAGUUAUUUGACGACGGUCUACUAUAAAUAAAACGGUUAUAUCGACAUAAAAUGUCGGAAAUGUUUCUCAUAAAGAGGUUCUUGUAAAAUAACGGAGAACUAGUAUUCGACACCAAUUCUUAGCCGCCUUAGCGUGAAUACAUCAAAGAAUACAUUGUUCGUUUGGUACUUGAUACAAAGUUACAAUAAAAAUUAAAGCAGAAA
Molecule: messenger RNA, 2228 nt
Organism: Nasonia vitripennis (jewel wasp)
Lineage: Eukaryota; Metazoa; Arthropoda; Insecta; Hymenoptera; Pteromalidae
Product: putative protein FAM10A4
Exons: 5
Coding region: 511-1575 (354 amino acids)
Molecular function (GO): protein dimerization activity; Hsp70 protein binding
Source: RefSeq, a predicted model, not a curated record